CAGAUGGUUGCAUGCAGGGAAAGCAUCAAGACAUGCGUUCUCUCAGCCAUUUGCUGAGGUGAUCUGAAGAGUAUGCUGUUUUUAAUACGAGUGCAGGUGAGGACACCGAAAAAAAAAAAAGGCUUAAUAAGUUAGUGAAGGGAAGCAUUUAGGAAAUUACUAUUAUGAGCCCAGGACAAUUCAUCUAAUUGUUUAAUUGAUUUAAUUCUGAACUUUAAAUCUGUUAUUGUCAACAUGACACAGCAGAUUGGAACAGCGCGAUUGUUUACACAGCACUGGUAAACACCUGAAACCUGGCCAGUGGAGGUGGAGGUGGACUUACAGGAGCUGAGGUCCAUGCCUGUUUUUGCCAACUAGGUUUAACGGUCAUGUAUCAUUUCUAUAAUUUUUUUCAGCACAUAUAGGUUGAUGAUGCGCACAAACCUGUUGCUGAAGGACCAGAUAUAUGACUGGUGUAGGGACUGACUAACAGAAAACAAACAAACAUAUGAUUGGUCCAAAAGUUUUUUGUCACCUGUGGGCCUGCAGUUUCGAAUAGCAAAAAAUCGAAUAGCAAAUAAAUAAAAACACGACUUUUGCAGAGUAGACAAGUGGAUCAGAAUACUCUGAGGCGUUACACACCUGAUGGGAAGAAAUGUACAGAUAUAUGUAGCAAUCACGGAUACUCAAAGUGCCACACUGGAAACGGUCGGGCUAAUUACUCAAAAGAAGUAAAAGAGAUCACAGAUUACGAAGGCCAGCCACGUGCUUCCAACAUCGGACCAGGAUUACUUUGAAAGUGUCACCUUCCAAAUCCCGUUACAAUGAGAGGAAAAUGUCAUGGAAAUGAAGCCGAUCUUUAAUCCAAAAGCAAACCCUGUACUGAGGAAUGGGCAAAAAUUCCAUUUAAUACUCUUUAAAAAUACAUUUACACGUUCAAAUCCAACAAUAUGUUCACAAACAUGCGUUCAUAGAACAACGAACUGUUUCUAGUGUAAGGUGUUCAGGUGAGGGGAAAAAAAACUCCAUGAAAUGAACAAAAUAAAAAAUGUACGCAUUAUGUUUCGCAGUGUAAGUGUAAAUGUCUUGAGCUGUGAGGAAUAUUACGUCCAUUACUAGCAUUCGUGUGAUGUUCAAAAAUACCGUAACUACAAUACUACUAAAUUAAUAAUUAUGUACCUACUGACACUUUCAUUAUUUUUGACCGCGUAUCAGAAAACGCUGUUGUAAUAGGUGGAUAUUAAAUAUGAUCCUACUGAAUACCGGUUCUCAUAUGCCUUGAUUUAAAGUCGACACUCAAACCAGCGCGAACUGAAUAAAACAAAAUACAUAAUCAAUUAAAAACAAAUAACGCAUGAUAUUUUGCUACAAUUUCAGAUUCAUUCCAAACAAACCAUUCGUAUAAGCGAUAAUAAAUAUGUAUCAGACUUCUGAAGUUCUGGACUUCUGAAGUUUACUCAGUAGUCAUUCUGUAGUGCAACACAAUAUGGUAGAAAAGGUUUUGUUUUGUAAUCUGAAAAGUUCUCGAUUACUGAGCAUGUCACGCUCUUUAAUGAUGGACAUAUUUUCGUGGUGAUUGUUUCCCCCCCUAUUGCCUAUUGAGUAUUACAAAAGACAUAUUAUGUCAAAAUAAAGAUGCAAAGACUGUUUCCCAUCUAUGGGUUGAAAGACAUCAGGGUUAAGUACAUAGUAAGGGGACAUGGUUAAACAUUUACAAACGGGUUCGAUUUUGAAACACGGUCCAGUUGGCGUAGAUUAUUGUUUGGGAACAGGUUGAGUAUUUUCACCACUUACACUUCAGCAUUCACGAUGGCGUGGACGAGGUUCCCGUGUUGCCUCGCUCUCGUCUUUGUCUGUGUUAGUGCUGCCACGAUUGAGACCUUACACAAACUCGAUGAUCUAAAAAGCAAAACUUUUGGUCAUGAGUACCCACGCCACGGUCUUUUCCUGCUGCACUGGCUGGCCAACCACAUCUCCAUCAAUCACGCAGAAGACAUCCUGCUUCAUUUUAAUCCUGCACGACAGGACUAUGGCUUCCACGACUAUAAAAACACCAACAAUAGCAAUAACACCCUUCCGCACUUGGAGGACUCGGGUGACAGAGCGUACUACUCUUUGGGCAGGCUCAGCUCAGAGGCGGUCCGAACCAAGCUGCCUCCAUACGUCACACAAGACUACUACAACGCCUUCGAGGACCCCAAGAGAGACCUGGACCGCAUAGUCGUCAGAGUGCAAAGGAGCAACCCAAGCCAAGCAGACAAAGUGUACAUCACACAAGCAGUGAGCAAUGAGCAAGAGGUGGACUACGACUCAGAUGAAACCUAUGAGAUCAGUCCUAAACUCCUGAUGCAAGUACAAAUUCUCAAAAACCCUCUUGAUUUAAUACAAGCUCUGGAAUCACAUGUGACUGGCGCUCAAACCUCAGAUGAUCCUAGACUUGUCCUCUCCAAAGAGCAACUUCUCAACCACUUGAAAUAUUCUGACAAACGUCUUCAGACUAUUUAUGAAGACCCGAGUGUGAGGUGGGUUCUGUUUCUGGCUGGAUACGACAUAGAGAACAGGUACAGGAUCCAUAAGAAUACUUGGUCCUGCUCAAAUGAUGAGCCAACCCAGCAUGGCCAAACCUCCAGCGCUCCUGAGACACUGUGUGAAGGCCACAGUACAGUAAACAUCCAGGUGAAAUCCACAGAAGGUGGCUACGCAAGAAUCAUUUGGAGCGGUUUACCGAAAAACAUCUUGAAACAGAACACUACCCUUGUCCUGUUCAGUAGCGACGCGUCUAGUGACAUCGAGAGGUUCACAAACAUCGACGGCCAAACUUCGGGAACCUACGACACCUACCUGCCGCUGAAUCACGGAAUUCAUCCACGUCUGGUCACGUUCGGCUUCGCCUUCGAGUACGGUUUCGUCGGUCUCCGUUACGCAAUAAUUUGGAGAGGGCCACAGUUUGACGAGGCGAACAGAGCGAUUCCUACCGAAAUCACGGACUACAACGCAAGCCUUCAACUUUACACCAAAAAUGGCUACGCGUGUGCUCGGAUAUAUAUCGGAAAAUCCUUCACUUAUUGGGAAAAAGAGUUUGCCAACUCAUGGGUGUCUUUCUACAGCAGCUCUGAAGAUCCCGACAACAAAUACCAAUCCUAUCAGUGGGUCACAAAGUUCACGAAAGUUGACAACACUAAAGAAUAUCUCAUCUACGAGUACGAGUCAUCCAUGAGUAUCGGACCUGGAGUCCAAGCUCGCUUUCUGUUCUCCACUCAUUAUUUCUUCAGGAGGUUUAGUUCUACAACCGUCAAAGCUCACACUAUUCCUUGGGAGAGUGAAUAACUGAUUAGAACAGAGCAUAUAAUAUAUAAUACAUAAGAAAACCCUGUCUUGGAAACAAAUUAGCAUGUGAUGAAAAUGAUGUUUAGCUGUCAGGUUUCAUUCCAAUGAAAUGAACUGAUGCAGAAACAAUAAAAAUCAAUCAAUCAAUAAAUAAGAAAACAAAUUAUCACAAAAAUUAGUGCAACUGUGAUUGGGGCUGGUGAGGGGAUGAGUGUUUAUAGCUGCUAUAAUGCGAGUAAGAACAGGAUGCAACACUUUUCAUGGACAGUACACAUUAAACGUAACUAUAAAUGGAUAAAAAGUCAGAUUAAUCGGUUUUUAAUUAGAUACCAUAUGUUUGUCAAGCACAUAUUAAUAAAAAGUUAUUCCUAAAUUUGAAAUCCUAGUUUUUUUUACAUUUACACUUUCUUCACUUUGGCAAAUGCUUGAUGUCUACAAAGGCUUGUAGUCGAUAUUAGAACUGUUCUAAUGUGCGAAUAAAAUAAUUUAUAUGUC
Messenger RNA from Ictalurus furcatus (blue catfish), 3801 nucleotides. RefSeq lists its product as uncharacterized. The transcript is spliced from 2 exons. The coding region runs from base 1789 to 3306 and encodes 505 amino acids. NCBI's taxonomy places the organism in Eukaryota, Metazoa, Chordata, Actinopteri, Siluriformes, Ictaluridae. The record is from RefSeq and is a predicted model, not a curated record.